This is a messenger RNA of Pygocentrus nattereri (red-bellied piranha), 1836 nucleotides long. RefSeq names its product neuronal differentiation 2 (gene neurod2). The transcript has 2 exons. The record is from RefSeq and is a predicted model, not a curated record. Lineage: Eukaryota; Metazoa; Chordata; Actinopteri; Characiformes; Serrasalmidae. The coding region runs from base 534 to 1613 and encodes 359 amino acids. Gene Ontology annotation, molecular function: protein dimerization activity.
UUCCAUCAGAUUUAGCAGCGAUACGGCAUCUCCCAUCCCUGGUUGUUGUCGUGUUUACUGGGAGGCUCCCUCGUCCCCAAGCAAUCCCAUUAAUCUGCACGCUGCCGUGGGAUCUAAUCAAGGCGAGGCACCUAAUCCCGGCAACCUGUCCGCCUUCAAGCGGACGAGAAUCGACAACCGCCGUGGUCUUUUUCACACUCUCCGGGACGCAUGUAGUUCAUUCAGCUUGAUUCGAUCCGGCUUCGAUAAGGCAGGCGGCUCUCAUUGUUCUAAGGGUGAACUGCUCAAAGAAGAAGAGAGAAGACGUAGGGACCGCGGGGGGCUGCGAAUGUUUUUAGACAGUUUUGCCUCACUUCACGCCUAAUGGAUAAGGUUUUUUCACCAGCAAGGUCAAACUUAAUGGCUCAUUUGGACAUUUCCUCACGUGUCAAGUACGAAUCCAGGCUUGUGGAUGAAAUUAUUUUUUAUUUAUUGGCAAGUGCGCAAAUUUGAAUUCAUACUGAGAAAUCUCAAUCAUAAGUGCUGGUGGCGCCAUGCUGACGCGACUGUUCAAUGAGCCGUCGCUGCUGGCGGAUGCACGCAAGUUCCCGGGCUGGGUGGAUGACAGUGGCAGUGAGGACUCCAAGACCAACGACAAGGACGAGCAGGACCCCUGUCGUUUGGGACUAGAUGAGGACCUGGACGAGGAGGGCGAUGGUAAGGGUGUCAGAGUUGGGCGAUCAGCAGCAGGUGAUGAGGACGACGACGACGACGAUGACGAUGAAGGUGGCAACGAUGACGACGAGGAUGGUGGUACAGAUCGGCCCAAGAAGCGUGGCCCGAAGAAGCGCAAGAUGACUCCGGCACGUCUUGAACGCUCUAAGAUGCGACGGCAGAAGGCAAAUGCUCGGGAGCGAACACGCAUGCAUGACCUGAACUCUGCGUUGGACAACCUGCGCAAGGUAGUUCCAUGCUACUCCAAGACCCAGAAGCUGUCCAAAAUUGAAACACUGCGCCUGGCCAAGAACUACAUCUGGGCACUGUCUGAGAUCCUGCGCAAUGGCAAGCGGCCCGAUGUGGUCUCCUACGUCCAGACAUUGUGCAAGGGCCUGUCGCAGCCCACCACCAACCUGGUGGCUGGCUGCCUGCAGCUGAGUGCCCGCAACUUCCUGACUGAGCCGGGCAGCCAGGAUGGUGUUCGAGCGUUUCAUGCUGAGACGCCCUUCCAGUACCCAUACCAGUGCGCCAGGCUGGGCACCCAAGGUCCAACCCUGCCGACUACGCCAUGCUCAGCUGCCCACGCCCUCCGGGGCCACUCCUACUGCCCACCUUAUGACUACGCCGCCUCGCCGGACUAUGCCAGCCCUGAGUAUGAUGGCGCACCCCAUAGCCCGACGCUCUGCGUCAAUGGCAACUUUGCCUUUCGACAGGAUGCCCCCGCAGUAUCGCCAGACGCAGAGCGGCCCUUCCAUCACCAUCACCACCAUCAUCACUACUCUAUGCACUACCAGCGCACUGCUGUCCCGUAUGGAGGCACCUCGGGAGCUCGCGGUGGCGCUUCGGAAAAUGCCCCACCCUUUCAUGAUGUGCACGGGCCACCUUAUGAGGAGCUGAACUCCUUUUUUCACAAUUGAAGCUUCUUAGACUGGGUGGGAAAGCUACUAAAUAAAAAAAAAUAUAUGUUUUUUUUUUCAUCCCAAAAACUUUAAAUUUCCAUAAUGCUCGUGUGUCAGUGGCAGAAAAAAAACUGCUUUUCUACAAAAAGAAUGGACUUUUAUCUUGCUUUUUUGUUAAUCGUCGUCACGGAACUAUAAUGGACCAAAAUGUGGAAAAAAUUAAUAAAUGGAUUCAAACAAG